AAUUACCCUCCCCACAAUCCUUCCAUUUUUCUUCAGGAGCCAACCUCUUUCACCAUUCCUCUAAAAUCUUAAAUUUGAAACAACAAACUCUGCCUAGCAUUAAUUGCCCCACACCAACAAAAUUUAAGAAACUUCUAUUCAUACUAACAACCAAACCAUCAAACCCCAACAACAAUAAAACUCCACAUAAAGAAAAAAGGUCACAUAAUAUUUUUACCCAUUCAAACUUCAAUACUUCUCUUACUUCAAAAAAUAUGAAGCUCCCUUCUCUCUUCAAAAUCCAAGAAAGUUCUUCUUUUUCUCCAUUGCCACCUUGUGGAAACCUCAAAACUCUCUCUUUUGGAGUUGAAAAUAAUCACAACAUUUUCAGUUCUGAAUCUCUUUACAACAAGGUUGAUGAUUACAUAGUAGAGGCAGUUAUUGAAGGCCUAAAAACAGACAAACAAAGGCUUUUUUUCAAGCCAGGGGAAAAAACUAGUUCAAUUCUUGAAGUGUCAUCGUCAACAAAGAGUAAUAGUAAUAGUAACGGGCUCGAGUUUCUACCAUUUAAUGACUCAUGUGUUAUAACGACGAUGGAUUCGAUGAACCCUUUUGAGGAUUUCAAGAGAUCAAUGGAAGAGAUGGUAGAAGCAUAUCAAGAGAUUAAAGAUUGUGAGAAGUGUCUUGAAGAGUUACUAAGUUGGUAUUUGAAGGUUAAUGGGAAAAGCAAUCAUCAUUAUAUUAUUGGUGCAUUUUUUGACUUGUUGAUUAGUUAUUCUACUACUUCUUCAUCUUCAUCAACAAAUGCUACUACUACAACUUAUAGUCAUUCUUUCACAAAUUCUCCAUUCUCAUUUUGUUCUUCUAGUUUUUCUGCUAGUCCUCCUUGUUUGUCUUUGUUAGAAGCUGAGGAUGAUGAGAUUGUUGAGAAAACUGUUGAUGGUGUUUCACCUUCAGAUGUUUGAAAAUAAAAAAAUGUAUUAGAAAUGAAAUAUUAGUGGUCUA
Lycium ferocissimum is the source of this 984-nucleotide messenger RNA. Its product is annotated as transcription repressor OFP15-like. NCBI's taxonomy places the organism in Eukaryota, Viridiplantae, Streptophyta, Magnoliopsida, Solanales, Solanaceae. Gene Ontology annotation, biological process: negative regulation of DNA-templated transcription. The transcript has a single exon. The record is from RefSeq and is a predicted model, not a curated record. Bases 255 to 944 code for a protein of 229 amino acids.